Messenger RNA from Haliotis rubra (blacklip abalone), 1070 nucleotides. RefSeq names its product potassium channel regulatory protein-like. Lineage: Eukaryota; Metazoa; Mollusca; Gastropoda; Lepetellida; Haliotidae. The transcript has 2 exons. The record is from RefSeq and is a predicted model, not a curated record. Gene Ontology annotation, biological process: protein homooligomerization. The coding region runs from base 263 to 1006 and encodes 247 amino acids. Gene Ontology annotation, molecular function: protein binding.
GCCAUCUACUUCCGUAAAAUUUGGCAACACGUUGAGCACAAUCAAAACGUCAGGAGCAGAAUGAAUGCUCGAGGCGUGUAUGCUCCACAUACUUGGAUGAAUAUGUAUGGAAUGUGUUUAUUCUCUACUUAGGUGUGCCAACUGAGUGGAGCAAGGUUAUUGAGCCGGUGGACUACAGGACCACCAUGAUGUCCCAACUCUGUUCUUGGAAACAACCAUGGGAAAUGCCCUACUGAUCCUAAUGUGAUAAUUUGACUACAUAAUGAUGUGUGACUCUGUGAUAACCUUGAACGUCGGGGGCGUCCUCUACACCACGACUAAAUCAACCCUCAGUAAAUACCCCGACUCCAUGCUGGGUGCCAUGAUCAGUGGAAAGUUCCCAAUGACACAAGACCAGAAUGGACACUUGUUUAUUGACAGAGAUGGGCAGAUAUUUCGACAUAUAUUAAAUUUUUUACGAUCUACACGACUAGCAUUACCUACCCAAUUUACUGAUUAUGAUCUGCUUCUAGUUGAGGCUGAUUUUUAUCAGAUAAGUCCAUUGAUUGAUGCAAUAAACCAUGCUCUUGAAGACAAAUCUGAGAAACUGGAGUCACACUAUUUAGAAAUAAUUGAAAUGAGGACUGGACUAUCUGCCACCAUGCCAACAAACAAUUCUCGCAUUAAAACAGUGUUGUCUGGACGUAAGGAUGUUAUUCUCACUCUUCCCGAGCAGCUGAUUGGUGAGGAGGCGAAAGAAAAGUUGCGAGAAAAAAAUGGAAAUGAAUUUAUCGAAGUUGAACUAAAUUCGUCUAGUGUGAGGUUAAGGUUUUGUGAGGUGCUGAAAAACCGAGGCUGGGUGUUGAUUAACUCUGAUCUGUCCUCUUCCUCGGGAAUUUCUAGCUCAGUGCAGGGCAAGCUUCAUCAUGAACACAGUUACAGAGAUCGAUGGCGGAUAGAUGUGCCGCAGAGGACUUUAACCCCCACGGUCAGUAAUGGGGACAUGAUUGAAGAUCUGGAGAACUGACCUCACCCUCAAGUGCACUUGUUUUAAGAUUUAUAAAUAUGAAUAAAGUUUAUUACAGUUUUCA